Messenger RNA from Trichobilharzia szidati, 732 nucleotides. The record is from the annotation of a GenBank genome assembly. Lineage: Eukaryota; Metazoa; Platyhelminthes; Trematoda; Strigeidida; Schistosomatidae.
AUGAACGGUGUCACUUUCAAUCAUAACGAGCCAAUGGCUCUGGGAUCUCCUCCAAGUGGAACCACAUCUCCAAGUGCUUGUCAGUAUCUUCCAGGAUUUCUCAUGAGUGAAAAUCCACAGAUGGCAAAUGCACAAUCAACUGAAUCCAAGAUUCCACGUCAAAAUCCUCUUUCCCCUCUAUCUGGGAACGCAUAUAAUAUGCCAGCUCCUCAACAUAAUGUAAAUAAACUGCAACCACGAUAUAUGAGCCAACCGCAGGAUACAAUUGCACGUCGUUUAACAUCCCCUCCAACACGAAGUAUGUGGUCGUCUGUUAAUGCUACCGGUGUUCUUGCUAAAAACACUUCAGACAAUUUUGGUGGUGUCAAACACAGCACACCAAUUCUUGCUGCCGGCACACCAGUAAAUCCAUCAAUGAAAAGGUUGGGAACUGCAAGUCCAUUCCAAUCACCCGGUGAUCCAAGUUUCCAUCGUACUCCUUUGCACAAUAUUGGAAAUAAUUCUACAUCUUUCAUUGGAUCUCCGUUACACAAUAAUAACAGUGUCACAGGAAAUCCAAAUGAUGGUUUGGUUAAUAAGCAAGAUGGUUUGAUAACGCCUAAUCGUUUAGCUGAAGCACUGCUUACACAUCAAAGUUUCAACGAUAAUGAUUCUGCAAAUCUACACGAUUGUUGGGUGACUGUUUUUGGUGGGAAUAAUAUCAGAAAUGUGCAAAGUAUAAAAUGCGAAUAG